Messenger RNA from Cryptomeria japonica (Japanese cedar), 1289 nucleotides. RefSeq lists its product as uncharacterized. Lineage: Eukaryota; Viridiplantae; Streptophyta; Pinopsida; Cupressales; Cupressaceae. The record is from RefSeq and is a predicted model, not a curated record. Bases 217 to 1014 code for a protein of 265 amino acids. The transcript has 5 exons.
CUUGUUUUUUUAAAUAUAACAUUUACUCCGAUCUCCCAGUCUCUGAGUAAUCCGAGUCUGCAAAAGUUCUUAAAAAGUCUCAACUACUUUAAAUUUGUGGUCUGUCAUUGAAAAUGAAGGCAAUUCGCAACAUUUCAAAUAUCAAAAUCAAUCAGAGAACUAUUACAAGUAGAAUGCAAUUUGGAGAACAUAAAUGAAAAUGCUAUGUAAGAGAAGAUGAUGAGAAUGGCGAAACUUCGAAAUAUCAGUUUGCAGGAUGCAGCACACAUUUUGUUCCCGAGAAGGAUGACAUUUUGUCAAGUUAGAUGUUUCAGUUCAAAGCUUGAAGAUGCUGCUCGAGAAGACAAGCUUGAUUUCGUUACAGCUUCCAAAAUAUUGUUUUCAUCUCCAUCAAAGCCAAAAACAUUUGGGUUUGAUUUCCACCUGGUGCAAUUUUUCUUUGCAUGCCUUCCUUCACUGGCUGUGUUUUUGGUUGCACAAUAUGCACGUUACGACAUAAGAAGGAUGGAAGCGGAUUUGGAGCUUAAACAAAAGCUAGCUGAAGAAAAGUUAGCAGAGGAACUGGAGCAGGAAAGCCAAUCAUCAUCUGAAGUAAGUUUACCAGGGAUUUUUAAGAAACAUGAGCAGGAUGGAAAACUGAGUAGCUUCUCUAAGGUCUCAAGCAAGGAAAAGGAAGAAGCUUUGCAGGAACUUAAAUCCAGGCUUGAUAGAUUAGAAAAGAUUGUUAGGGAAAUGGCUUACGUUGACGUAAGGAAAACUUCUAGUGCAGAACCUCUGACAAAGCAAGGGAAACAACUGGGCAAUGGAAUGGUUACCUCGACUGAUAAAGGCGAUGAAAGAAAUCUCAAAGAAGCAUCCAAGAGCAAAGAUGCUUUCCCUACUAAUAAUGCUGAAGCUAAAAGUGCUUCUCGUCAGCCUGAUAAACAUCCUCAUUCAGGUGAUGAUUCUUCUGUAUGCAGUAUAGGCAACCAAGACAGUAAAAACAAAGCUCUGGCCUCAGAGCCAAACAAGUAGUUCCUCAGUGCCAGUAAGUUAAUUGGAAAAAUAUGGCAGGCCUAUAAUCAACCCUUUCAGGCCACGAAACUCAUUAGUUUUAUCAUUGCCAAUUUUCUUCUAAUGUAGCUUGCAAAUGCUUUUAUAUAUUCCUUAUAAACCAAACAGUAGCUGGUUUACAAUAUCAUGUAAAUGGAAUUGCAAAAUUUCUUGAGGUUAAAUAUCUUGUAUAUUGUAAUGGUUCAUAAUUUUGUACUGCAAGGAGAAUUAGGAUAAUAAUGUCAGCAUUGAUCCAA